Dryobates pubescens (Downy woodpecker) is the source of this 996-nucleotide messenger RNA. RefSeq names its product FKBP prolyl isomerase 7 (gene FKBP7). Bases 131 to 787 code for a protein of 218 amino acids. NCBI's taxonomy places the organism in Eukaryota, Metazoa, Chordata, Aves, Piciformes, Picidae. Gene Ontology annotation, molecular function: calcium ion binding; peptidyl-prolyl cis-trans isomerase activity. The record is from RefSeq and is a predicted model, not a curated record. The transcript has 4 exons.
CCGAAGAACCGCCCACUCUGCCGCUGCCUGGCCCGGACCCAUUCCCACGUCCGGGGGGAGUGCGACAGUGCAGGCUCACCCUCUCGGCCGGGCAGGGACAGUGCCACGCCAGCGGCCACCUCGAAACGACAUGGGCCUCGGGCUGACCCUGCUUCUCCUGCCGCUGGCCCUACUAGCGGCCUCGGCGCAGGUCGAAGGCGGCACGGCGGCAGCGGAGGAGGUUAAAAUAGAGGUGUUGCACCUCCCCGAGGUGUGCAGUCCCAAGAGCAAGAAAGGGGAUCUGCUGAACGCUCACUACGACGGUUUCCUGGCCAGCGAUGGAUCCAAGUUUUACUGCAGUCGGACGCAAAAUGAAGGUCAUCCAAAAUGGUUCGUUCUGGGUGUUGGACAAGUCAUAAAAGGGUUAGAUAUUGCUAUGAUGAAUAUGUGUCCUGGAGAAAAACGGAAAGUGACCAUUCCUCCGUCAUUGGCAUAUGGAGAGCAAGGAUAUGCACAGGGUAAAAUUCCACCCAAUGCAACACUGAUCUUUGAGAUUGAACUUUAUGCAGUAAAUAAGGGACCGCGCAGUGUUGAAGCAUUUAAUCAAAUAGACAAGGAUAGUGAUAAGAAGCUCUCUCAACUUGAGAUAAGCCAGUAUUUGAAAGAAGAAUUUGCAAGAGAUGGCAAAAAACGUCAUCCCUCAGUCCAUGAUGAAAUCUUAGCUGAUAUAUUUAAGAAGAAUGACCACGAUGGAGAUGGUUUCAUAUCAGCAAAGGAAUACAAUGUCUACCAGCAUGAUGAACUCUAAGUACCUUAAAAUUUUUUGGCUGUUUUCUGGGCACUGAUUUUUAAAUAAUAUUUUGUCACAGAAUUUUUUGGUUUGCCUUUUUUUAUAUUGUCAUCUUUUUAUAUCUCUUAAGGUGACUGUAAAAAUCUUAUUUUUAAUGUUCAACUGAUAAAAUGUGUUCGAUAUUUCAAAAGAAAGAAAUAAAAUCGGAGAACACCAUGAUCUGCUAU